GGCCGGCGAAUUUUCUUCACGAUUUCUGAAUACUCACCUCUUCUCGACUCCUCAGACAUGACCAUGGACGACUGGUUGCGUAUUGCCCGUGACGUCGAGGCAGACUAUCACAAAUACGAUGGCUUUAUUGUGCUUCAUGGCACUGAUACUAUGUCCUAUACAGCAUCAGCGCUCUCCUAUAUUCUGGAGAAUUUGGGAAAGUCUGUAAUUAUCACAGGCUCUCAGAUUCCCAUCUUUGAGAUACGUAGCGACGGCCGGGACAACUUUCUCGGUGCUCUGCUCCUGGCUGGAGGCGAUUAUUCGAUCCCGGAAGUUACAGUUUAUUUUCAUAAUAAGUUUAUUAAGUAUUUCUACUUGAACACUGACAUAAUGGAGCCUCGGAAUCUCACCUCAGGUCAUUUUAUUAAUACAAGACUUGGCAUUUCAAUGAGCUCAGAUACACUUAGAUUGCUUUCUUUCGAUAUCGAGUUGUAUCUUAAAGGCUCUUCUCACACAGGCUGA
Molecule: messenger RNA, 501 nt
Organism: Protopolystoma xenopodis
Lineage: Eukaryota; Metazoa; Platyhelminthes; Monogenea; Polystomatidea; Polystomatidae
Source: the annotation of a GenBank genome assembly